Lineus longissimus is the source of this 1128-nucleotide messenger RNA. Its product is annotated as Ig-like V-type domain-containing protein FAM187A. The transcript has a single exon. NCBI's taxonomy places the organism in Eukaryota, Metazoa, Nemertea, Pilidiophora, Heteronemertea, Lineidae. The record is from RefSeq and is a predicted model, not a curated record. The coding region runs from base 1 to 1128 and encodes 375 amino acids.
AUGAAGUCCGUCGGUGAGAUCGUUUUGAUCCAAGAAGAUCAGCGCCUUGAGGUGUCAUGUGACUUGUGUCUCCGGCCGGAUCAGGACCAAAAAGAUUACGUCGUACGUUGGAGUCGGGCAUUGGCGUUGUCAGGGCGGGAACGAUUCAUACAACCAGAUGGUGAGAAAUUUCAAAUUAUUGGUGACACUUUGGUCGUUCAUCGUGUUUCAUUGGAGGAUGUGGGGGAAUAUUAUUGCACGAAAAAUGGUGGUUUGGAAAUUCGGUAUGUUGUCGACGUCGUCUUAGUUGAAAUGCAUCGAGAGGUCGUCGAACCAGGCAUGUCAGGAAAUCUUCCAGCGAAAAACUCUGUUUUGAAGGAGCGGAAUUUAAAAUUGACCACGCGAUGGUUGUCUUGGAGUGAAUGUGAUAAAUGUGGUCGAGGUGGCCAGAGGCGGCGGAUUGGUGUAUGCACGGUGUUAAAAAAUGACCAUGACAAACCGGUUGCACCGCUUCCAAUCCCUACUCUUGAUCAGUUUGUAUCCGGUGUACCGUGUCGUUCAAGUCUCUUGCCUCCAAUUCUCCGAGCAUUGAACGAGAUUGCAGGGCGCGACAGUGAGAUUAUGAUCGGGAAAUGUUUUCUGCCGUGUCCGUCAUAUGCGACGAGAACUUUCACCGAUGCCACUGGCAAGGUUGUCGACUCAGUACAAGUUGAAGAAAAAUACUUCGACGUUGGAACUGCAAGGCCGACAUUUCUACCACUUGUUUCCAGGAAAUCAUUAUACGAGAAACAAGGAGUAGACAUCGUACUAGAUUGUCCGCACAAGUCGAAGGGGAACGUAUUAAUAAGGUGGCAAAAUGGAACAAAUCUCAUCAAUCCUGCGACGAUAAAAAAAGCGACAAAUGGACGCGUUACAGUUGACAUUUACGGCCGUUUGCAUAUCAAGAGUUUACAGUUUACAGACACACGGACAAUGAGUUGUUGGACUCACGGGCGACUGGUUGCCACGAUGAAACUCGUGAUUGUCGGAGCUAAGGAUUACAGUAUCAAAGACUAUGUUGUUUAUGCUGGCUGCGGAAUGGUUGGCUUAACGAUUUUGAUAAUUGCGAUUGGGGUCUGCGCUCAACGGAAUAAAAAAACAAUGCGAUAG